Molecule: messenger RNA, 1254 nt
Organism: Culex quinquefasciatus (southern house mosquito)
Lineage: Eukaryota; Metazoa; Arthropoda; Insecta; Diptera; Culicidae
Product: lipase 3
Exons: 3
Coding region: 24-1253 (409 amino acids)
Biological process (GO): lipid metabolic process
Molecular function (GO): hydrolase activity, acting on ester bonds
Source: RefSeq, a predicted model, not a curated record
CGUAGUGUCAGACGACAGACAAAAUGUACUCCUACUUCGUUGUUGUGAUAGUUGCAAGUUGCUUAACUCAACAAACCAAAGGAUUUGUCGUUCCGGAUUACUUCGACUUUCAGGUCGAAUCUCAAGACGCCAAAAUAACUGCCCCUGAGCUUGCAAUAAAGUACGGCUACCGGGCGGAAACUCACAAAGUACAAACCGAGGAUGGAUAUCUGCUGGAACUGCACCGAAUCACCGGAAGUGGUUCCACGGCGUACGACAAGCGACUUCCGCCAAUCCUGUUGAUGCACGGCCUUCUAACCUCGUCCGCGGAUUGGCUGCUGAUCGGCCCAGGCAACGGCCUUGCCUACCACCUCAGCGAUCUGGGCUACGACGUGUGGCUGGGAAAUGCCCGCGGAAAUCGGUACUGCCGAAGUCACGCCAGCUGGACGCCCAACAUGGUCAAGUUCUGGGACUUUUCGUGGCACGAGAUUGGCGUGUACGAUCUGCCGGCCAUCAUCGAUCACGUGCUGGAGAGCACGGGAAAGCCACGGUUGCACUACAUCGGGCACUCCCAGGGUACGACUACCUUUUUCGUAAUGGCAUCGGAAAGACCGGAGUACAGCGAGAAGGUCAUCCUGAUGCAGGCGUUGGCACCCGUUGCCUACAUGAAGAACAUCGGUAGCCCACUGCUCCGGUAUUUGGUCAAGUACUUGGGAGCGAUUGAGACAAUGAUCGACUUUUUCGGGCUGGGAGAGUUCAAACCAAUACCCAGUGUGCUGCUGGAGCUGGCAAAGCUGAUCUGCCCGACAUCGCAAUCCAACAACCUGUGUCUAAACGUGAUGUUCCUGCUAGCGGGAGCCAACCCAGACCAAAUCGAUCCCGUCAUGGUCCCCAUCAUCCUCGGCCACAUCCCGGCAGGCUCAUCCACCAAACAGCUGGUCCACUUUGGCCAGGAGGUACUUUCGGGUCAGUUCCGCCGGUACGAUUACGGCAAGGUGAAGAACCUGUACGAGUACGGCCAAGCGGAACCACCGGCGUACAACCUCACCCGGGUGACCACACCCGUGGUUCUGCACUACGGAGCCAACGACUACAUGGCACACGUGGACGACGUUCGACGGUUGGCCACACAGCUGCCGAACCUGCUCGAGAGUCACUUGAUUGAGUUGGAUUUGUUCAAUCACAUGGACUUUUUGUUCGCAAAGGACGCCGUAAAACUGUUGUACAACGACUUGGUCAACAACGUUGAGAAAUACACCGACCGCGGCAAUUAGU